Molecule: messenger RNA, 468 nt
Organism: Nicotiana tabacum (common tobacco)
Lineage: Eukaryota; Viridiplantae; Streptophyta; Magnoliopsida; Solanales; Solanaceae
Source: RefSeq, a predicted model, not a curated record
UUGCAAUAAACAAGCUCAAAUAAAGCAAGAAAGAAGAGAAUAAGAAAGAACCCUGUACGAGAAACAAAAAGAAGAGAAGGCUUGUUUGAUUUCUCAAUUAUACCAAGCAAAAUGAGAGCUUCUUCUGGUCAAGCUCUCUAUGUUCUCAUCGUAGCUCUUUUCAUUUCAAAUAUGGUUGAUGCUAACGAUGGGACAGAGUUGGUGGGAUGGAUGAUGCCACUGAGAUCUGCAGGAGGAAUAUGCGAAGGAAGAAUAGGUGAGUGCAUGGAUGAGGAAUUAGAGGAGUUGGAGGUUGACAAAAGGCGUAUAUUGGCCACGAGUCGGCGAUACAUCAGCUAUGGAGCAUUGCAGAGGAACAAUAUCCCUUGCUCUCGUCGUGGAGCUUCCUACUACAAUUGCCGUCCUGGUGCUCAGGCCAAUCCCUACUCCCGUGGCUGCAGUGCUAUUACUCGUUGCAGGCGUUAGGUU